GAGUUUCCGGUCUUGGCUCUGGCGGGAGCGUUUCGAAGCUUUGGUCUUGGGCGAAAGCAUGUCUCAGGAACGCGCUGUCCCGGCGAGCGCGGUUCCCCUGGAAGAAUUAAGUAGCUGGCCGGAGGAGCUAUGCCGCCGGGAACUGCCAUCUGUCCUGCCUCGGCUCCUUUCUAUGUAUCAGCAUUCUGACAGUUGGAUUGAGCAUAUUCAAAUUCUGAAAAUUAUUGUAGAAAUGUUUUUACCUCAUAUGAACCACCUGACAUUGGAAGAGACUUUCUUUUCACAAGUGCUGCCAAAGACUGUGAGAUUAUUUGAUGACAUGAUGUAUGAGUUAACCAGUCAAGCCAGAGGACUAUCAAGCCAAAAUUUAGAAAUCCAGACCACUCUAAGAAAUAUUUUACAGACAAUGGUACAGCUAUUAGGAGCUCUUACAGGAUGUGUUCAGCAUGUCUGUGCCACUCAUGAAUCCAUCAUUCUAGAAAAUAUUCACAGUCUUCCCUCCUCGGUCCUACAUGUAAUCAAAAGUACAUUUGUACAUUGUAAGAAUAGCGAAUCUGUUUAUUCUGGGCGUUUACACCUAGUCUCAGACCUUCUGCAGGCUCUUUUCAAGGAGGCCUAUUCUCUUCAAAAGCAGCUAAUGGAACUGCUGGAUAUGGUUUGCAUGGACCCUUUAAUAGAUGAGAAUGAUGACAUUUUGAAUAUGGUGGAAGUUAUUCAUUCAUUGUUGGAUAUCUGCUCUGUUAUUUCCAGUAUGGACCACGCAUUUCAUGCCAAUACUUGGAAAUUUAUAAUUAAGCAGAGCCUUAAGCACCAGUCGGUUAUAAAGAAUCAGCUGAAACACAAAGAUAUAAUUACUAGCUUGUGCGAAGACAUUCUUUUCUCCUUCCAUUCUUGUUUACAGUUAGCUGAGCAGAUGAUACAGUCAGAUGCGCAGGAUAAUACUGACUGCAGAUUAUUUCAGAAAACACUCAAAUUGUGUCGUUUCUUUGCCAACUCCCUCUUGCACUAUACUAAGGAAUUUCUUCCUUUCCUGUCUGAUUCUUGCUGUAUAUUGCACCAGCUUUAUCUUCAGGUACACAGUAAGUUUCCUCCAAGCCUGUAUGCUGCUGGGAUUUCUAAAGCACAACAGGAGGAAAUAGCAGGUGCUUUCCUGGUUGCACUGGAUCCACUUGUCAGUCAGCUUCUCAAAUUCCAACCUUUCGUCGAAGUGGUUUUGGACAGUGAAUUAGAGCUGCCCUGUGAACUACAGUUUCCACAGUGUCUACUGCUGGUUGUCAUCAUGGAUGAGCUGCCCUCUCAGCCUGAGGACGUGCAGACCCUGUGGUGCACAGAGACCCAGGUCUCAGAAGCUACAACCAGGGUGUCUCUACUCAAAGCCAUUUUCUCCAGUUUUGAGCAGUGUUCUGGUGAACUGUCUCUGCCUGUUCAUUUACAGGAAGUAAAGAGUAAAGGGCACACCGAGGUUGCUGUCACCUUGUACCAGCAUGUUUGUGUUCAUCUGUGUACAUUUAUUGCUUCCCUUCAUCCCUCACUGUUCCCUGAACUGGACACUGCUCUGUUGAAUGCUGUGCUUAGUGCUAACAUGAUCACCUCUUUGCUAGCUAUGGACGCAUGGAGCUUCCUUGCUCGAUAUGGGACUGCUGAACUCUGUGCCCACCAUGUCACCAUAGUGGCUCAUCUGAUAAAAUCUUGCCCUGGAGAAUGUCAUCAGCUCACCAGCCUAUCAGUACUAUUGAGGCGCCUCUUCUUCUUCAUGACCCCACCCCAGCAGGUGGAGUUUAUCCAGAAAUUUUCUCCAAAAGAAGCAGAAAAUCUGCUUCUGUGGCAAUAUAUUUCCUUUCAGGCAUUACCUGCUGAGCUUAGGAAACAAACUGCACUUGAGGUCAGCAGAUCAGGCACUGCACAGUGCAGGAAGUGGCUAAGCAGCAGUCGCACGUUGGGAGAACUUGAGUCUCUGAACACAGUGCUCUCUGCUCUGCUUGCUGUAUGUAAUUCUGCUAGUGAAGCUCUGGAUAUGGGACAGCAAACUGCAGUUAAGGAAGUUGGGAGUCAGCUUUGGGCUCUUUUAAACAUUAAACUGGUAACAGGUCAACCUUAUGUUCAACAGACACUCUGCCUUUUACUUCCACUGCUGGGAUUUUUCAUUCAAACUCUAGAUCCUCAGCUGAUAAGUCAGGUAAUAACUUUGCAGACCUCACUACUCAAAUCAGAGCCUCCUGACCAUGUUCGUUUGGCAGUUCUUGAUUUUCUGUCUUCCCUGGGAAAACUUUUUAUACCUCAAGCCAUCCAGGACAAACUUCUGCCCCACCUAUCUUCUGUUUUUGCCUUACUGCUAGCUGACAGGAAUUGGCUACUAGAACAACAUUCCUUGGAGGCGUUUACUCAGUUUGCUGAGGGAACAAAUCAUGAAGAGAUAGUUCCACAAUGUCUCAGUUCUGAAGAAACAAAGAAGAAAGUUGUAUCUUUUCUGGAGAAGACGGGGUUUGUAGACGAAACUGCAGCUGCCAGAGUGGAACGUGUCAAACAGGAAAAAGGUACCUUCUGGGAGCCCUUUGCUAAAGUUACUGUAGAAGAAGCAAAGAAGUCAUCUGUACAGCCUUCUGCAAAAAGAGCCCGUCACGAGCUCCCCUUGGAAGAAGAGUACAGGUCGGCACUGCAAGCAGCAACAGCGGCCUUGGAGGCAAUCGAGUUAUUACUCCAAAAGUCUCCUCCUCCAGACUGGCUUCUGACGAAAAUGGAGACACUCCAAGAAAAGAUUGAUAAGCUAAAACAUCAUGUAUUCUAGGGUGAAAACUGAAUGGACUGGACCAUAUCACUAGGUAGAGUUCGAUGCUUUUUUUGUCAUCCUACAGUGCAUUUCACCUACAGAUGAAAAUAUUGAUGUAAUUAUAUGUCUGUACAUUUUCUAACACAAAACUUUUCUAAAGUUGAUUCUAGUUAAAAUAGUCUUUAUUGGACAUUUAGAGAACAGGAUGGUGGGGAUAUAUCUCAUGAAGAGCUUUGGUACAGGGUAAUAAUACAGGAACAGUCGGUAACUCACUCAGUACAUCUGUAAACAAACAAAUAAGCUGCCUAAGGAAACCUUAGCAAUUUAAAAUCAUUUAUAUACUUUAUAGCUAAAGUUUUUUCAGUAAGUUGAUUUCAUAAUAGAGCUUACUCUUCUGACAAAGAAAUAGCACAAAAUUAAGCUAAUCAGCUUGAGUUUUUAUAGUUAUUUUCUUUACUUCCAGAAUUGUUCUGGAAAAAAGCAGUAAGGUCAACCUUUCCACAGCCACUUGCUCUUCACAGAAACUGGCCUCAGUCAGACACACAGCCUCUUCCUCUGAGAAGGGCUAUGAACCUCUGCACCGCCCAGGCCUCCGCGCCAGCACGCCAGGUCUCACACUUCCAUUGGCACUGACUGGAAAAAGAGCUCCUGGUACGAGAAAAACAGGAUGCUUUGGGGUUUUCUUGUCUGCAGAGCCUGCUUUUGAGGUAUUUGAUUUUUUAAAAAAGGAAUCCAUUUUCCUAAAGAUUAACUCACACCCGUUGUCACCAGUUAUUGUCUUCCCAGUUCAGAUCGCCGUCUUCUCCCCAGCCUGCAGACUCUCCCUGCAACAAGAGAAAGCAAGCCAAGGGCAACCUGCUGAAACAAAUCAUGUUCAGAUUUGAAAGAUCAGGAAUUUAAAAGGGGUGCAAUGCGUGUCUUUUGAUGCCAGAAUACAUUUCCUUGUACUAAGUAAAAUAACUUACUGUAACAGGAAGCUGAAAAGUAGAAUUACUUUGGUUCCAGAAUUACAAAACCACAGUAUUGGAAAAUAACGUUCCAAGGACCAUAUAAGCCAAUAAAAUCAGCUUGAUGACAGCA
Molecule: messenger RNA, 3847 nt
Organism: Mesoplodon densirostris (Blainville's beaked whale)
Lineage: Eukaryota; Metazoa; Chordata; Mammalia; Artiodactyla; Ziphiidae
Gene: FIRRM
Product: FIGNL1 interacting regulator of recombination and mitosis
Exons: 24
Coding region: 59-2785 (908 amino acids)
Source: RefSeq, a predicted model, not a curated record